Blastomyces dermatitidis ER-3 is the source of this 252-nucleotide messenger RNA. RefSeq lists its product as uncharacterized. The record is from RefSeq and is a predicted model, not a curated record. The coding region runs from base 1 to 252 and encodes 83 amino acids. Lineage: Eukaryota; Fungi; Ascomycota; Eurotiomycetes; Onygenales; Ajellomycetaceae. The transcript has a single exon.
AUGGACAAACUGACUGGCAGAAGGGAUGACACCUCACUGCAAGGCACAGUGACUACUGCCGCGGCCACAAAGAAAGCAGGAGAAGAAGGAGAUGUGACAAUGGAAGUGGUGCUCCCGCGGCUCAUUGAUGCUGCUGUCUCUGCCUUCAACCUGGCUUUCUUGGCAGCCAUGGAGGCCGCUGCCGCAUCACAAAGACAUUUAUUACUCACUAGAAAACAUCAGAAUAAGCCCUUGAUUGUUCUUCAAGAAUGA